Molecule: messenger RNA, 2863 nt
Organism: Syngnathus acus (greater pipefish)
Lineage: Eukaryota; Metazoa; Chordata; Actinopteri; Syngnathiformes; Syngnathidae
Product: polypeptide N-acetylgalactosaminyltransferase 10-like
Cellular component (GO): Golgi apparatus
Source: RefSeq, a predicted model, not a curated record
CGGCAGACGGUCGGCGCCCAUUCGGCGUCGCAGCUCCGGGCUGACGGACUUCUUCCGUCCCGCUGUCAGUCAGAUAGGAAGUCCCUCCGGUCGGAUACACCGAAACGAGCGUGCACUCCCGGGGGAGGCUCUCCUUGGUUCCCCAGCGCCGCUUCCUCCUACGCUUCCUUUUCCCCUCCCGAAGAGAUGAGGCGGAGGGAGAAAAGGCUGCUGCAGUUCGCCGGGCUUCUCAUCGCGGCUUUCCUCUUCCUCCCCAACGUCGGCCUGUGGUCCUUGUACCGGGAUCGGGUGUUCGACAACCCGCCAGACGCGGCAGUGGCACCGGCAGCGGCGGACGGACCGCAGCUUCAGGGUGUUAACAAACUGCGGAAGGACAAUCCGGUGCGCAGAACCGCUCUACAGAGGAAAGACUGGCACGACUACCAAGCCAUCAAAAGGGAUGCCUCCAGAUCCGGUAACGGCGAGCAGGGGAGGCCCUUCCCCCUGACGGAGGCCGACCGGGUGGACCAGGCCUACAGGGAGAACGGCUUCAACAUUUACGUCAGUGACAGGAUCUCCCUCAAUCGCUCCAUCCCCGACAUUCGUCAUCCCAGUGACUGUAAACGGAAGCUGUACGGCGAGAAGCUGCCCAGCACCAGCGUCAUCAUCCCGUUCCACAACGAGGGCUGGUCGUCGCUGCUCCGGACGGUCCACAGCGUCCUCAACCGCUCGCCUCCGGAGCUCAUCGCCGAGGUCAUCCUGGUGGACGACUUUAGCAACAAAGUGCACCUGAAGGGGCCGCUGGAUGAGUACAUGGUCCGCCUGCCCAAAGUACGCAUCCUGAGGAGCGAGAAAAGGGAAGGUCUGAUCCGGACACGUCUGCUGGGCGCCGCCGCUUCCAAAGGCGAGGUCAUCACCUUCCUGGAUUCUCAUUGCGAGGCUAACGUCAACUGGUUGCCUCCGCUACUCGAUCGGAUCGCCCAGGACCGGAAGACCAUCGUGUGCCCGAUGAUCGACGUGAUCGACCACGACAACUUUGGCUACGAGAUGCAAGCGGGCGACGCCAUGCGCGGCGCCUUUGACUGGGAAAUGUACUACAAGCGCAUCCCCAUCCCCGCCCGCUUGCAGAAGGACGACCCCAGCGAGCCCUUUGAGUCUCCGGUCAUGGCAGGAGGCCUGUUCGCCAUUGAUAGAAAGUGGUUCUGGGAGCUGGGGGGCUACGACACGGGUCUGGAGAUCUGGGGAGGAGAGCAGUACGAGAUCUCCUUCAAGGUCUGGAUGUGCGGCGGUCGCAUGGAGGACAUCCCGUGCUCCAGGGUGGGACACAUCUACAGGAAGUACGUCCCCUAUAAGGUGCCCGGAGGGGUCAGCCUGGCCAGGAACCUGAAGCGCGUGGCCGAGGUGUGGAUGGACGAGUACGCCGACUACAUCUACCGGCGGCAGCCCGAGUACCGCCACCUGUCCGCCGGCGACAUGACGGCGCAGAAGGAGCUGAGGAGACGCCUGGGCUGCAAGAACUUCAAGUGGUUCAUGAGCGAGGUGGCCUGGGAUCUGCCCGAGCACUACCCGCCCGUGGAGCCUCCCGCCGCCGCCUGGGGCGAGAUACGAAACCAGGCUAGCGGCAUGUGUAUGGAGACCAAGCACUUUGUGUCGGGGAGCCCCAUCCGCCUGGAAAGCUGCGGAAAGGUCCGGGAGGAGUUCAGCUGGACCCACGGGCAGGUGUUCACGUUUGGUUGGCGCGAGGACAUCCGCGUGGGCGACCCCAUGCACACCAAGAAGGUGUGCUUUGACGCCGUCUCCCACAGCAGCCCUGUCACGCUGUACGACUGUCACGGCAUGAAAGGAAACCAGCUCUGGCGCUACCGCAAGGAUAAGAGCUUGUACCACCCGGUGAGCAACAGCUGCGUGGACAGCGACGUGGCCGAGCACCGUCUCUACAUGAACACGUGUAACCCGUCCUCGCCCAGCCAGCGUUGGCUCUUUGAGAAGACCAACGGCACUGUGCUGGAGCGCUUCAACCGUGGCGGCGCCGCCGCACAUUGAACACCGCCUAGCUGGUACCGUCCGCUGCUGCCGUUUACGCUCCGUCCUGGGGUGGGCCCCGAGUUUGGUUGAUGGGAUUUAGCGAUGCAUUCCUACUCCUGCCUAUCCCCCCCCCCCCCCCCCCCGCCUUAUUUUUCCUGCCUUUUUCUUCACCGCCGAGUUCCUUAUCUCGUCCUGACGAGGAGUGGGCGGCUUCGCCGAGCAGAAGCGUUUGUGAAUGCACCCCACCUUCAUCCUUCACCCACCCCCCUUGCCGUGGCUUUCCUAUUUUUAUUUUUUCAUUUCUUGACGCUCUCAUGUCCCUCGUCACAGGCGGAUGAGCGUGGGGUCGCCCCCGCCCCGCCCCGUCCCGCCCCGCUUGUCGUGUGAUUGGCAGGUGGGAUGGGGCGACACGGGCGGGAGAGGGAGGAAGGGCGACUUUAAUGCACUUGUGAUACACUUGAAUGAAAUCUUAGUGCCUUGCUGAACAUUUUAGAUGUGUGCGCUACGCACGCAUGUGUGUGCGCGUGUGUGGUCAGAGUGCGACAGUGAAAAUGAUUUGACCGAGGAACAGUGAAAGCACCGCCUCCCAGACUGAACCGAGUGUUGCGCGUCAGAAUGUUCCAAGUUUGGGAAGCUUAGUAUGUGGCCCUGUUGAAUCAGUUCCACAUGCCAGUGACUUUUGCAUUUUGCACAUUGCUCCACGGGUUCCCGCGUGCGUUCGCUGCCAGACGAUUUCCAAGCGGCGCUCGCUCUUGGCAGCUGUUUGAGAGCACUUAUCUUUCAAGACCCACAAAAUAUUAGCAGCAAACAACAAAAGAUAGAACGGAUGCUUUCCUUUUAACCUGGGAAAAAAAUAAAA